This is a messenger RNA of Drosophila guanche, 9684 nucleotides long. It is a transcript of the gene Prosap, whose product is annotated as SH3 and multiple ankyrin repeat domains protein 1. The transcript is spliced from 12 exons. The record is from RefSeq and is a predicted model, not a curated record. Gene Ontology annotation, molecular function: synaptic receptor adaptor activity; ionotropic glutamate receptor binding. The coding region runs from base 1474 to 7383 and encodes 1969 amino acids. Gene Ontology annotation, cellular component: dendritic spine; postsynaptic density; postsynaptic membrane. NCBI's taxonomy places the organism in Eukaryota, Metazoa, Arthropoda, Insecta, Diptera, Drosophilidae.
GAAAUUUAGCGCGAACACGAACGGACGCGGGUAGUGUCGAAUUUGUUUCUGAAAUCAGAAAUUCCGAUAAAUCAGUGAUAAAAAUUGAUAAAUUUGAAAACAUAACAAAAUUGAAAAAUAUAUGCGUACAUCAAUUAGAUUUUCAAUUUCAAGAGGUUGAUCUGCGCGUUUUCUUCUGUGCGUGCGAGUGAGACGGGAACACAGAGAAUGCAAGUGCCUGAUGAAGAUGAUAGAAAAAUAACGGUGCAUCAAGUAUUGAAAUAAGAUUCCAGUGCAAGCAUUUUCUAAAUCCGUUUUGAAAAAUAUUCGGAUAUGUUGUCUCAAAAUCAAUCGAAAUUCGUCAAGUGAAGUGCAAAAACAGAAACGAAACAAAACCGGUUCGCCUCCGCAAAGAGCAAAGCCAAUAGCCAAUAGCAAAACCAAAAUCAGGCAGCGCAAGAAUUUUUGUUGUUUGGCCAAAGUAGCGCUGCCGGCGUCGUCGCCGUCGCUGCCGUUUGGUGCGUCCGUGUGUUUGUGCGUGCGCGUUUGUGUGUGCGAGCAUCUUAGUGAAAAGAGGCAAAGUCAACGGGCAAAGGAAAAGGUACGCAGUGAUAGAGAGAAAGAGAGGCAAAAAACGUGGUAGGAAUUUCUUGUUUUUUAGACAGGCAAAAGGCAAAAGCCAAAAACAAAAGCAGAAACCUGUUCCCUGCAAGAAAACAACGACGACGGGGCUCUGCUGCCACAUAAAGUGGCACAAGUGAAAAUUCCUGCCUUCUUGUUGUUUUCUUUUAUUAUGAUUUUUUUCGGUUUUUUUGACAAUUGCCAAAAGUGAAAAUCAAUUGGCCAAGGCGCGCGCGCACAGAGAGCAAAGGAAAGAGCGAACGAGUCCUGUUUUUUACCCAACCCAAAAAUCGGAGAACGAAAACCUGACGAAAUAAAAUACCGCUAACAACAAAAACAAAUGUAAAUCCUUAGGAGAUUGCAACAAAAGUAAACAAAUUUCAACCGGAUUCAGGGGAAAUUCUGGAAAAGCAAAAAAAAAAUAAAAGAGAGAGCGGCAAGAGGUGGAGAGACAGAGAGAGAGGUAAUUAAAUGGCAAUUUCUCAUCAAUGUCAUGGCAUAUUUCACGAAAGAUCCAUGAUGCGUCCCAGUCAACGGAAGAGUACUAAAACCUUCAACGAAAUGUCCAAACGAAACGCGUUCCACCAGAAAAAGGCACCAACCUACCGACCAAUCAAAUAAGCAUUCAACUUAAACGAAGAGCAAGAGAGAAUACCAUUAGGGAAUCGUCGAAUCGAUAAAUCGUAAGCCGCAAGAGGAAGGAAGGAUAGAAAGAAAGGAAAGGAAAGUGUUUACACACAGGAGAAGAAGCCCCUGCCUGCACACAGGGGAACAUUGAUUGAGAUAGAGAGAGAGAGAGAGUUGGAGAGAAAAGCCGUCAAAAUUACGACGUAUCACCCACCAACACCGAAAGUCAAACAGAACCCGGCCAACAUGGACGCCACGUCCGGGCCGGGUGCGUUUGACGAUGAACCGCCGCCAGAGCCACGAGACGGAUGGCUGCUGGUGCGCAUCCAUGUGCCGGAGCUGAACGUCUACAAGUGUCUGCAGUUCCCAUCGGAGCGUCUCGUCUGGGAUGUCAAGCAGCAGGUGCUCGCCUCGUUGCCAAAGGAACUAAAGGAGAGCUUCAACUACGGCCUCUUUGCACCGCCCUCGAAUGGGAAGGCGGGAAAGUUUCUGGAUGAAGAGCGUCGGCUGGGUGACUAUCCAUUCAACGGGCCCGUCGGCUACUUGGAGCUCAAGUACAAGCGACGCGUAUACAAAAUGCUGACCCUGGACGAGCGCCAGCUGAAGGCGCUGCACACGCGUGCCAAUCUGCGUCGCUUCCUCGAGUGCAUCAACGGCGGGCAUGUGGAGAAGAUUGCCAAGAUGUGUGCCAAGGGACUGGACCCGAACUUCCACUGCUCGGAGAGCGGCGAGACACCGUUGAGCGUGGCCACCGGUGCCAAGAAACCCAACAAAGUGCUCAUUGCUCUGGUCAAUGGCGGAGCUCUGUUGGAUUACCGCACGAAGGACGGCACCACGGCCCUGCACCGGGCUGUAGAGCACGACUCCCUGGAGGCGGUCAGUACCCUUCUCGAGCUUGGUGCGUCGCCCAACUAUCGCGAUGGGCGUGGCAUCACUCCCCUGUACAUCUCGAUCACCAGAAAGUGCGAAUCGAAGAUCACGGAGAGCCUGCUCCAUGACCAUGCGACGCUGGGCAUCCAGGAUAGCCAGGGCUGGAACGAGGUCCAUCAGGCCUGCCGGCACGGGCUGGUUCAGCACUUGGAACACCUCCUGUUCUACGGUGCUGACAUGGAUGGCCGCAAUGCGUCCGGCAAUAGCCCGCUGCAUGUGUGCGCCGUCAACAACCAAGAGGCUUGUGCCCGAAUGCUUCUCUUUCGGGGCGCCCAGCGCGGUGCCCAGAACUUUGCCAACCAAACUCCCUAUCAGGUGGCUGUCAUAGCUGGCAACUUGGAGCUGGCCGAAGUCAUUGAGAACUACAAAUCGGAGGAUAUUGUACCCUUCCGCGGACCGCCGCGCUACAAUCCAAAGCGGCGCUCGGGCAUCGGUUGGCUGAGCGCCAAUGGAGCCGCCGGUGCAGCUCUGCUGGCUGCGGCUGGCGGUGGUCUUGGUGGUGCAAUGAUCAAUGGCAAUGGCAUCGGAAGUGGCAGUGGCAGUGGCAGUGGCAGUGGCACCGCCAACGGCAGUGUUGGCGGUGGGGGUCUGAUGAUGAUGAUGAUGCAUCAGAACCACCAGCAGCAACAGCAUCAGCAUCAGCAGCUUCAACACCAACAGCACCACCCCAGCAAUCCACAUCAUCUGCACCACCAGCACCAACACCAGCACCAGCUUCAGCUGCAUCAGUUGCAGCUGCACGGUCCGCCCUCGCCAUGCCCCUCGGAGCAUAUGCUGGGCGCCUACAGCUCGGCCAGCUCCAGCCUCUCCGAGGGCUCCUCGGGACACCGUUCACACGAGGACGACAUCAGCAUUGUGACAGACAAAUCCCUGGGCGACACGAGCGACAUCAUCAGCGACUCGUCGGGUGUGGGCACCAACUCGGACUCGGCCGCCUGCUCGAUUGGACACCCCAGCACCACUGUAGUGUGCAUGGAGCCGUAUGUCGGCAACACAGUGGGCCACAUCCGACUGCAGCCCGGCGACGUCAUCGAGGUGGUGGGCAGCACCGACUGCGGCCUCCUCGAGGGCUAUGUCAGGGGCACCAAUCAGUCGGGCUUCUUCCCCGCCGACUGCGUCCAGGAGGUCAAUCUGCGGCAGAAGCACAUUACCAAUGUGAUGACCGCCAGCACGGGCAUGCCCGCUCCCCAGCAGGCUCCGCUUCAGCCCCAACAGCAGCAGCAGCCAUCCUCCUCCGCCUCGUACCAGGGAUCGCCGCAGCUCAGCCUCGGCGGCCACUCGGGCAGCUCGAGCACCCUGCUGCAGCAGCCCCACCACUCGCCCUCGCUCUCGAUGACCAGCAACGGCUCCUGCCAGCAGCCCCAGUCACAGUCCCAGCAGCAGCAGUCCGCAGAGAGCAACGGCGGAGCUGGAGCACCUAGCAACAACAACAACAACUCCAUUGGACAGUACAGCAGCGCCACGGCGCCGCGUAUCAAGAAGAGCGCCUAUAAUGCCCCACGAUCGGUGGUGCUGCACCGUGCCAAGCGCGGCUUCGGCUUCAUUUUGCGUGGGGCCAAGGCCAGCUCCCAGCUGAUGCAGCUGCGACCCUCGGAGCGUUUUCCGGCUCUGCAGUAUUUGGACGACGUGGAUCCGGGCGGUGUGGCGGACAUGGCCGGACUGAGGCCGGGCGACUUCCUGCUGACCAUCAACGGGGAGGACGUGAGUGCCGCCUCGCACGAGCAGGUGGUGGAGAUGAUCCGCUCGGCGGGUGCCCUGGUCAAUAUGACGGUGAUAUCGCCGCAGUUCCCCCACCAGAUGCAGGCCACUGUCCAGUAUCUGCCCAGCGGGGCCAGGGCAGGCAGCCAGCACUUGUCGAGUGGUCCGAGCACACCGCAGACAUCGCACCGCCAGUGCGCCACGCUGCCACGCAAGAUGUCAAUGGGACCGGGCAGCCAUGGAGGCUCCUCAGCCGGAGGCAGUGUGCGGAUGGCACCCAUGCCGCCGCGAAGGGACCCCAAGACGACGCUGAGCGUGGGUCGUGCCAGGGCCAAGUCCAUGGUGGCUGGCCUCGAGAACGGCGGCGAGAAGGAGGACGAUGUGCCGCACACCAAGUCCAAUUCGGUGGAAUCCAUUGCUACGUCCAUUGCGCCGUCGGCGUCCACAAGCAACGGCAAUGGCAACGGCAAUGGAAAUGGCAACAACAAUCAGACGGGACCCGGCACCCCCGUCCAGCUGCGCACGGCCAGCAUCAAGGCUCGUCCCACCUCCAGUCGGAUUACGGCCGCCGAGCUGGAGGAGCUGUUCCAGCGGCAGCAGGGCGAUGGCAGCGCCGCUAAUGCCAGCCGCUAUGCGACUAUGAUGACCAGCUCCCGGUUCCAGUCCGGCACAGACAGUGGCGCGGCCACGCCGCCCGCCACAAACGGAUCACCCAUGCGGAGCGGACCCCUGGUCUACGGCAGUGUGGCGGAAAUGAAGCGCAAGACGGCCAGGAGCAAGCAGGGCGGGAUCAUCGGCAGUGGCAGUGGCAGCGGCAACGGCACGUUGCGUGGCAAGCCAGUGGCCACGCCCACAGUGGGUGGAGCUGGUUUAGUGGGCGGCCCUGGGGGACGCGACUUGAAGCGAUUCCACUCGACGCCCGAUCUGCACGGUGCCCAGCUGCACGGCUCAGUGUCGUCCAUCUGGCAGGCGGCCGGCAAGGGUCAUCACUCGCAGGACGAUGUGGCCACGCUGCACGCCUCGCUGCAGCGUCUUAACACCAUGGAGGGCAAGGGCGGAGCCGGACAAGUACUUCCCCCACCCAAUCAUCCCCCACCGCCACCGCCUGUCGGCCAGGUGGUCAAGGUGGAGACCCGAAGCAGCGUCUCUGAGUACGAGAGCACCGUCUCCCUGCAGCAGAAGCUGAAGAAGCGGUCCGAGAACGAUGCCGUGACCAGUGCGGCCAUCGAUGGCGUCCAGAGCAGCUUCAAUCCCUCGGCCAACGCCAAGAUCUAUGCCUCGCCCCAGGAGUUGCGCAACGUGAUGGCCUGGAAGCUGCGCCAAGCGCAAGAGAAGCCACCCCAGGAGACCUCCGCGAGCUCACAACAGCAGCAGCAGCAGCAACAGCAACAGCAGCCACAGGCACAGCACCAGGUCAGCUCCCAGUAUGCAGCUCCCACACAGAUGCGUCCUCAGCAGCAGCAACAACAACAGCAGCCACAGCAGCCCACUGGAGGGCCCGCCUCCCACUAUGCGGCGCCUCAGGUGCAAAUGCAGCAACAGCAACAACAGCCUUCACCCCAGUCCCCGCCUGCACCACCGCCACCACAGUCACAAUUUCAGACAGCGCCUGUUGCAGUUCAGCAAGCAGCACAGAAUGGAAAUGGAAGUGCUAGUGGAGGUGGUAUGGGUGUUGGAGGUGGAGCACCACCCAUACCAGAGCCGGACUAUAGCUGCAGCGAGUCGGAUGGGGAGGACGAGAACUCCAUUUUGGUGGCGCGCAACACGAAGCUCAACGAGAAGAUAGCCCUGUUCGAUGUGCCAGAGACCAGCGGCAACAGUCAGGCCAGUGGCAGCAGCUCAAACUCUGGCAGCGCGUCCAUUUCGCACUCGUUGUCGGUGGAGGAGAUACAACGCAUACGCAGCAAUCUCAAGACCUCCAAGUCCUCGCCCAACGGCUUCGCAAAGAAGUCAGAGGAGGAGCAACAACAGCAGCAGCAGCAGGUGCAACAGCAGCCGCAACCACACACAGUAGCAGGUCCAGGCGAAGAUGAGUGCGACACUAGCAGCUCGGUAGUAGGCAGCGAUCAAGAAGGUUUGAUGCCCAUAGCAGGAGCAGUAACUGCUGUAGCGAAGCCCACAGACACCAUCAAGAAGAAGCCGACAGUAACCAUUGUGGAGGAGCCGAAGACUAUACCCGAUCAGCCCAUGACCAGCAGCAAGCCCAUGGCCAAGACCACAAUCAGCAUAGGCGGAGCAAGUGCAGGAGCAGCCACCACCACGCUGACUGUCAAGCAGUUGGUGCAACAGCAGCACGCUCCCGCUAUACAACAGCAGCAACAAAAGCAACAGCAACAGCAGCAGCAGCAGCAGCAGCAGCAGCUCGGCAGCAAGCCGACAGCCACAGUGGCCACAAUGGCCAGCAACAUCAACAUGAAAUCUCUUGGCGCCAACAAUGCCACAUCAGUGAUGAGUCCACAGGUUCUGGGACGCAUACCCAACGUGCAUCACCAUCAGCAGCAGCAGAUGCAGCAGCAGCAGCAACUGCAACAGCAGGCGAAUCCCAACCAGAAAUUGAUUGCCACGCAGCAGCAGAUUCUGCAGCAACAGCAGCAGCAGCUGGCCCACCAGCAACAUCUCCAGCAGAUCCUCAAGGCGAAGGCAGCAGCCGCCGGGGGAGCUAGCAACACGGCAGCCUUGGUGGCCAAGCAUCAGCAGCAGUUGCACAAGGGAAACAGCGGCCACGAAUCGGAGAUGGAGCAGCGUUCCGACCUAGAGGACGACGACGGAGAAUUGAGUCCCUCGCCGCCUGCUAAGGCAUUCCAGCGGCACAACUCGCUCACACGCAAGCAGGCAGCGGCCAUUGCCAUGCAGCGGGGCGUGACUCGCACCUCGGCCGUCUCGCUGAUGCAGUUGCCGCCGCCCUUGGAGGCCGACAGCGAUGGUGAGGCUUCACAGCACACACUGCAACGUCAGCAUCCACAUCCUCUUCCGCACCAGCACCAGCUCCAGCAGCAGCAACUGCAGCAGCAACAACAGCAGAUCCAACAACAGCAGCAGAUGGCCACGCAUAUUGUGGGCGUAUUGCCCAGCGGACAGUUGGUAGCUGUUGCCUCUGGUGCUGUUGCUGGUGUGCCGGGCGGAGCGGCUGUGGCGCAGCCUGGCAACAACAAUAUGCAGCUAUGCACCGAGAAUUUGGUCCUGGCGCCACCGCCGCAGUUCUGCGAUUGUAACGAUGCCAAGCACGCGCCGCAGUCGCAGCCCCAUCUGCCAGGCAGCCAAUACCAUCCUCAGCAGCAUCAAAAUCAGCAGCAGCAGCAACUCCAGCAGCAUCAACUCCAGCAACAGCAAUUGCAGCAGCAACAACUGCAGCAGCUUCAACAGCAGCAGCAGCAGCAACAACAACAACAACAACAGCAGCAGCAACAACAGAUGCUGCACCACCACCAGCGUCUGUCUGGUGGUGCUGGAGCUGGAGCGGUGGGCACCUUGGGACGUGUGCGCAUCGUUGGCUCCAUGCCCAAGGCCAAUCACCAUCGGCUGCACUAGGCUGAGCUGUGAGAGCUGCAAGAGCUGCAUGAGCUGCGGGAAUCAAAUCAAACAUUUGCCAAAUCGUUAAGUCGUUAAUUAGAGUUAGUCAACAGUCAUUGCCAUUCACAACGAAUAGCAGCGGCUGCCUGCAACCGAGGAAAGACGCCACAAGUAGAGCAUUAAGCAAACACACAUAAGGGGCAUAGCGGCAUAGCAGGAAUAGCAAUGAAUCCGUUUCAGAUACAAAACAAAUCGUUGCUACUUCUGUAUAUUUCAAGCAAAUACACAACUUUCAAGUUCAAAGCGCUAAACCCACAAGAAAGUAAUUAUAAAUUCAGAUAUUGUAGAACUAGAGGCAGAGAUAAUGUUCAUGUGUCUCCAAUUUGCCCAAGGAAAGGAAGGAAACUAAACGAAACACAAUCUUAAAUUACAUUUAUUAUAUUUAUUGCGUGUGAUAUACAUUUAUGUAGGCUGACCGAGACCAGCAACUAAACAACAAUAUUUCUAAUCUAAUGACAGAGCAAGUGCAGGAUGCAAUGUGUGUAUGCAAUAUUUUACUAUGUUAGUCACAAAAUGCAAUCGCACUCCUUUUCCAACCAUUGAAAACAAACUGAAUCGAACUCGAAUGUAUUUCGUUUCUUUAGUUGGCUUUCGAUCUGCACAAUUUCAAUGAAAUGUCCCCAUAGAAAUAACUAUAAACACACAUGCAUACUUACUGACAUAAAAAUAACCGAUUUAGUUCGUAAUGUAGGGGGCCGCCAGGGCAAGUUCAUUUCUUCAGUAUCCAUCCAUUGAUCAUUCGUGUUCGUGUUCGUGUUCGUGUUCGCGUUCGACUAAUGCACAAAACAUUUAAGCGACAUUAACAUUAUUAAUCCAAUACAUAACUAGCGUAGGUUUUAUAUACAUAUGCCUAAAGGAAAGUAAAGGAGAAUACAAUACGAUAGAAGUUGCACCGAGUAACAAUAAUAUUUGAAUUUGAGCAUUUAGCCGAAUAUCCAGUCAAGUCAAGUCAACUAAACUAAAUACUAAACAUAUACUAAAACUUAUAAUGUUUUUAAACAUGAAUAUGCGAGUAUAUAACACGAUAUUCCAUACGCGGCAAAUUUCAUAAUCCAAAACGAAAACAAAAACUAAAAGCAUAUUGGAAACGGAAUCGGAAACGAAUACAAAACGUAAAUUUUUGCUAGUAAAAUUUACAGAUUUUUACUUUUAAACGAUUUUUUGUACACUUGUUUUUUAUAGAAAACCCCCUUAAACUUGCCGAAGUAUUACGAAAAAGAUAACACGACGGAUUUAAGUAACGUGUUGUAUUGAAAGAGGUUCUCAAGUGUUUGCCAGCGCUUAACGCAAAUAUUGUCAUAGGCAACCCAAUCUUAUAGAAUGCGUUUUCACGAGUAACAUUUAUUAUAACUAAGGCUGAUUUUAUUGCAUAAUUCAUACAAAAACACAACCACAGAUAAAGAUACAGAUACAGAUACAGAUACACAUAUAGGCACUGAGGCAGCAACAGAAGCAUAAUUCACACAAACAUAAAUAAUGCAAUUAAAGAAUAUCGAAGUACGCCCCUCACCAAACAAGAGAUUGAUGCAUUUACACUGUUUAAACGAGCCUGCAGGCUCUUUGAGAUAUUGCAAGCAUUGAAUGGUACUACGAGUAUAGUGAAAUCUUUCCAAUUGGCAGGCCGCACCAUUUCCCUAGCAUUUAAGUGUUGAAAAGUUAGUACACAUAAAGCUAAACCAUAAACAUAAUAUAACUUACAUAUGUACAAGUAAUUAUUGGCAGACCUAGCAUCUAACUAGAUUUGAUCACACUUUUUAGUUCUCGCAAUAGUUGCUAAUUAUUUGUAAAUUGUUUUAGUUCCAAAACACACACAUACGAGCACACACCCUUACAUAUACGGAAAUAUGGUAAGCCGUCAAGCUUGUUAGCUUUUAAGUUAAACUACCUGGGGGAUAUCCCAGUGGUUUGCUCAGUUAUAUAAGUCCUACAGACGUCUAGACACGCAUCCAUAUGUAUACCUAUAAUUAUGCCCAUUACAUGUAAACCAAUCUACGUUUAGCUGUUUAGCGUUCAAUGUGAAUGCCGGAAGCUGCACGAGCAUAACGGAUUAUUGAAUAUGCAUACACCACAUUGAUAAUGUUUAACGAUUAAAGCACACUACCCUACAUACACACACAAACACACACACACACACACACACACACACUUUAAAAGCAUGUAUUUAAAAUUAUGUCAAAUAUCUAUAAUAAGUCGUCAAAUAUGCAAUUAUGUAUUAUGAACAUGCGUAUGAAGAAUCAAUAAAUAUGAAUGAAAACUAAA